Molecule: messenger RNA, 600 nt
Organism: Acaulospora colombiana
Lineage: Eukaryota; Fungi; Glomeromycota; Glomeromycetes; Diversisporales; Acaulosporaceae
Source: the annotation of a GenBank genome assembly
AUGCCCCUGAAAAAAAUGGACAUCAGAAUUUUGCUGAACAAUGAAGAUUUCAAAGGACCCACGAGUCCCACUCCCAGUGCGGACUCAAUUGACAGUGAUCGUCCGUACGAAUGCGGUUUCUGUGGAAAAGCUUUUUCACGACGUUCUGACCUCGUCAGGCACAAGAGAAUUCACACCGGAGAACGUCCCUAUCGUGCAUUUGAACCACGCAAACAACACGUACCUCAAGAAGCGUUGACCAUAUCCCUACCGGUAUACAAUAAUAAUAACCAUUCAUCUAUCAAUCUAUAUAAUGGACCUCCGAGCCCUCAAUCCCCAACGGAUUGUUUUAAAUCGAUAGAAAUAUCGCCCGACUACCAGCAUUUCCACCGAGCCAGCUACCCUGCAACCGCCACCGCCAUGCUGAACAACAAUGUCGAUCUAGUUCACUCCUUCGGUCGAAUUUGUCUGUCUCCGCCGGUGGAUGGUUCUCUUUUGACGUCGAGCGGUCGCAUAACUGCAUUCAAACCGGUCGUAAAGGAACCCUAUGACCCCUACAGGUGUGGAUAUCCAUCGCCAGUUGAUGAUCGCGACUUAUAUUACAAUGGUCGUAUGAUUUAA